GACCACCUGCGCUGUUUUGACCAAUAAUGGUGAGUGGCCUGGACCAUAAAUGCCAGGGCCAUUUUUUUGGUCCCAGACCAGACCUGAGUACAAAACAACAAUUUUAAUGCAAUUCAAUUUUCAUUUACAACUUACAACAAUGGUAGUCUCAAGUGUUGCAGACUUUAUUAUCUACAGCAAAAUCCAACUUAGUGGUGUGUGCUUCAAACUCAUUAGCUGAUGUAUGGUUUGGAGACAGUGGCACUAACAGAAAGACAGGAGGCAGAGCUGCAGGUGGGAGUGUUAAAGGUUUUCAUUGAGAGUGACCUGAAUGGACAGGAUUUAAAAUGAGUAUAUCAGAGGGACAGCUCUGGUUUUGAGUGGUUUUGAGACAAAGUUAGAGAGCCGAGGUUGAGAUGGUUUAGACAUAUAGAAAGGAGAGUUCGUUUUUAACACAUAUACCCUUUUGGAAAAUUGUUGAGACCGAUGAAUUAAUACAGACAAAAUUGAGACACCAGCUAAAUGAUUAUGUCAGAGUGAAAUAAAUUCUACAUUGUACCGGGAUGCUUGAUGAGGAUGUUGAGAAUAAUUUUGUUGAUUGAUACCGGUAAUAGAAGUGUUACUGUCAUGUAAUCCCUAUGGCACAUGUGGAAGCGGAUCCCUGCAAGGCCAUAAUUAAAUUUAUUUUUUCUGUUUAUAGGUAAUGACGGUUUGUGCAUAAUGCAGGUUGUGGAACAAUCAGGUGGCUGAUUUUAUUGUACAGCUGUGAAAGAUUGGGACAAAAAUAUUUUGUGUAAAGAAAUUUAACAAGUAUUUACUAUGUUUGAUAAAUGUAUUGCCACUACAGAGAAAUUUUUAGUAUGUUCAGUAUGGGCUGGGCACUUUUACGUACAUGACAGAAUAACUGCCUUACUUACUGUGGUGCAAUUCACAGUUUUAAGGGGCUCUUUUUUAUUUUCAUAGUACCUCAUGUGAGACAGCAUAAAUAAUAAGGCAACAUACUAAUCAAUCUUUUGGUGUGAGGCGAAGAAAGAAGCCUGUAAAACCAACGCAUGACAACUUGACGGGGAUAGAAAACCAUGACUUUGAAUAAAUAAAUGAUGGAAGCAAAUACCAAAUACAAAUACAUUCUUAGGCAUGUUACAUUAACUUUUAAUAACCACAUUGUCACUAAGGAUUAAUAUUACUUUACUGGAUUGUUUCACGAGCAAAAGAGGGAACAGGCAAGCUGCCAUAAGGAUAUGGAUAAACAACAACAGGGUUCUAUGUUACAGUACUCUGUAUUGACCUUCACGGUUAUUUCCUCAGUACUGAUAAUGUGUAUAGAUUGAUUAUGGAGUGACAGAGGCCUGUAAGUCUGAUUCAGUGUUUUCUCACAAAUGUCCUAAUGCAUACACUCAGGCCUGAGAUCUUAGGCAAUUGGCCAAAACAACAUCCAGAGUCAUCGCUUUCUUUAAAGUGAAGUGAUCUUACUGAAUAGACUUAUGGGCAGACAUUCAAUCUGCUUCCUUAAGCAACUAAAGACCAUCUCAGUGAUUGCUUACUCAGUAAUGCUGCCAAAGUCUUUGCAUCCUUGGAUGGACAAUUAAAUUAAGCUUUAUAAGUAAAUGAAGUUUUUUUCUACUACCUGUGGGUAAUUCAUGUUAUAGAAAAGCAGUUCAUGUUGGUGCAUAAUAAUGACAAAAAGAAAGACCUGGGAAACAGUUUGUGAUUUAAACUUGAAACAGUUAAAUGUUUAUUAGUUUAUUUCCACAUAAAUGUGCAUUCUUAGAUUUAAGCUGCUCUGAACUUAAGAGGUAUUUGCAGAGACUGAUUAGAAUUAUAUCUAUAAGUGAAAUAAGCAACGUAUGAGAACUUGACCUGUCAAAGUGUCUUUGUUUAUAUAAAACUCUCUUUUGAAACAAAUGAUAAGCAUUCCAGGUGUUUUCUUUAUUAAUUUCUGCAGUAUAAUAGAUAUACUAUCAAGUUAGUUUUCUUGUUAGCCAGAUUUCGGUUACUAAUGUUGACUAGUAAUAAUUUCUGUGUCAGCAAACUUUGUGACUAAUGCUAACUGAAUGCUCACACAAUGUCACUGGUGAGUUGCAAUGUUGAUCCUGGACCAAUGAAGAUGUAGGAACAAUACAAACACAGGGAUAUCAGAUCGUCCGUAUUUAUUUGUAUGCUAGCAAUAAUUUCCACCUAUACAGUCUAUGAAUGCCCUUUGCUAAGCUGGCUAAAAUAAGCUGAUAAUGUAGCACUCCACACCGUGAUCCAAAGUGGGUCAAAGGCAUGCCAGGUAGGCUUUAUGCCAGUGUGCCAACACAUGAAAAGCCAGAACUACAGACAAGACAUUUCAGGCAUUGCUGCAGUAGUAUUUUCUGUAAAACUUUCCUACUCUCUUAUAUUUUCAGUUAAAAGGCAAAGGCAUAUUUUUAUAGAAUAAGGUUUGUUGAAUUUUGCAUUUGGCAUUUUGUUUUUGUACUAUUUUCAAACUGUGCUUUUUAGAGGAUUUUUAUUACAUUAUUACAUUACAAAGCACUUCAGCUUUGGUUGUAGGCUGAUAUAUGUAAAUCAUUUUACAGUACCAUAUUGUACCACUUCAUUUAUAAAGCACUUUUAGAAAACAACAAGAGGGGUGACCAAAAAACUGAAAGGGUAAGAGAUGCAGAAAAACAAAAGAGCUGUAGAAGUUAAACAAUAUAAUAGUACAUAAAAAGUAUCUCAGAAUAACAGUUAAUAUCUCUCACUGGGUCAAAGGUCAGGGAGUAAAACUGUGUUUUUUUUUAACAAAAUUUGGAGAGUGAGAGAAUGAGAGUGACAUAUGGGUACAGCAGUUCAGACAGAUACAGAACUGUUACGAGGCUUUAAAACAAAUAAAUGGAUUUUAAAGUGGAUUUGUGAACAAACUGGAUGCCAGUGAAGGAAAGCUAAAAUUGGAGUGAUGUGUGAUCGCUUGUUUGCACCAGAUAAAUACUGAGUGGCAGUUUUUUUGCACUAGCUCUAGGUGAGCAAUACAGGGGUGGCUAAUUCAGAUAAAAACUGCACUGCAGCAAUAGAGUCAAGACAUUAUGAAAGCAUGCCUUAAUGUUUCAAGGUAUGUUUCGACAUAAGACCCUUAAUUUUUGACAGGAGCCUCAACUGGAAAAAGCAGGAUUUUACCACUAUACAAGAUAAGAUAAAAUGAGUUCUAAUGCAGAGCCAUCUUGAGGUUAAAGCUCACUAUUAUUAACGCCCUUAUGACAAUAUUUCCUGCCAGUUAUUACAAACCACAGUUCCUCUCAAAAACCGCAAACACACACAGUCACACAGAUACACACUUAAUGCAAGUGAAACUCUUGCUGCAGGAUGCUGCAGGAAUCAAAGUCCCUCCCCUUGAUUUUAUGACUUGUGAGAGAGUGAGUUGGUGAGAGCGAGAGAGUAGAGGACGUAGAAGAGUGGUGAUGCAGGGUAUCCAGUCCUGUCCAGAGCUUGAAUGACAUUCUGAGGUUCAGUUCUUCACCAUGCCACCAUGAGCAUAAGCUCCACUCACUGUGAAAAUGGCGCAAAUAGGAAAUUCCUCCAGUCAGGUAAGGAACAUACAUAAUGAUAAAUGGAAAGAAGUCUGAACUAAAUGUAUUUUUUUACAAUAUGAGUUAAGAUAAGUGGGAUCUGUGAAGUGUAAUAAUGACUUCCUGUCCUGUCCAACCUCACGAGCACAUGGAUAUGAUGUACAUCUCCAUUGAGACCACUAUUGCUCUGGCCUCUGUGGUGGGGAAUGUACUGGUGGUGCUGGUGGUGUAUGAAAACCGGGCUCUCCGCAGCGCAACCUUCUGCUUCAUUGUGUCUCUGGCCAUGGCUGACAUCGCUGUGGGACUUUUGGUCAUCCCUCUAGCUAUUGUUAUCAGUGUGGGAUAUUACACUCAGUUCUACACAUGCCUCUUCCUGUCUUGCCUGAUUCUGAUGAUCACCCAGAGCUCCAUCUUUUCCCUACUGGCAAUAGCCAUCGACAGAUAUCUGCGAGUCAAAAUUCCUACCAGGUACAGCAUCAUAGUGACUAAUGGGCGAGCGUUCAUGGCAAGUUGUCUCUGUUGGAUUCUUUCCUUCCUCACUGGAUUGGUUCCGAUGACUGGCUGGAAUAACCAGGAUACCAUAAACCGCAGCAACUCCAGUGAGAUAUGCUGCCAAUUCACCGCUGUUAUAAGGAUGGACUAUAUGGUAUACUUUAAUUUCUUUGUCUGUGUGGCACCACCACUGCUGAUAAUGAUCACUCUGUAUGUGGAGAUCUUUAGGGUCAUACGGAAGCAACUUAACCGCCGUGCUGAGGCCACCUGUGAUGGAGACAAGUACUUCCGGAAGGAGCUGAAACUAGCCAAAUCGUUGGCCUUGGUGGUGUUUCUCUUUGCUUUGUGCUGGCUCCCAAUACAUAUCAUGAACUGCGUCACUUUAUUUUGCCCAAAUUGUAUCAAUCCGAUAGCCUCAAAGGUAGGGAUUUUCAUGUCCCAUGUAAACUCGGCUCUUAACCCGCUGGUUUAUGCAUUCAAGAUGAAGCAUUUCCGUGCCACACUCAUCCAGAUCAUUCGCCGUUGCAUGUUAUGUAAACCCGUAGAAGCAACCGCAUACCCUACAAGCACAGUAGUCCUAAGUUAGAGAGUGAAUGUAAGUGUAUAAAAAGGACUGCAAUAUUUCUGUGUUCUUGGCUUCCAGUGAUGGUGUAUCAACAGUACUAAUGGGAUUAUAUGAUAUAUGGAACUGAUAAGGAAAAUAAACCCAUUAGCUGGAAUAACACAGCACUUCACUGAGUCUUGGGAAACACCCAUAUCUUAACCAUUUACAUUUCUGUGACUUUCAUUAUAGUAAACCAAGGUUGCAGUGAGAGGAAAGAAAAUUAUAUCUUCAUCAGUCUGACUUUUGAUUUGUUUUGUUUUUGUUAUUAAGUUCUUUCCUUAUUGAUUCAUAUUGAAUUUUUAAAUCAUUGUAAUGUGCUGUAGAUAAACACCAUAAAUCAUACAUUAAAUAUUUCAUGCUCAGAAUGCUUCAAAGUGGAAACAAGAGAUGUCUUUCCUGUUUUAACAAAAUACAUUCUACUCAGUGAGAUGUUGCAGGUAUGUCUUAGACAUCACCAAAGUUAUUAUAUUUCAAGGACAUUAUCCAUGUUUGUGCAAAAGCCAGUGGCAUUCCAUAGUGGGCGAAAUAUUGCAAUAUGUGCCAAAGUGGUCGACUGACUUAUAAAUGAGAUUAGAUUCAUUGCAAAGAUUGAAUUUGGAAAACCACAUACUAGAUGCUUGAUGAGUCACAUGAACACAAUCAGAAGAGUGAAGAGAUUUACUGGCAUAAUAUCAAUACAGAGUGCAGUUUGUUCUCUGGGUUUCACAUAAACAGUUCAAUAUAUGCUGAGAUGAAAAGCCUCUGCCUUGAAUGCAAAUUAAUCAAUUCAGGCACUACACCAAAUGAGACAAAAACUCUGCCGACAUCAAAGCCUUUCAGCCGUAAGUCUUUAUCACAGGAUGCAGGGACUUCCUCAGCGAAUUCACAUAGUUGAGGCCAUAUUUCAUAAGCUGUGGCAGAAUGGUGAAAAGGCUCUGGCGCAUUUAAAGAAAUUAACAACAGAGCAUUAUGCUCAAGUGAUUUAUUCCAACUCCAAGGCUAAAGCUUCUGCUAAAGCCGCAUCAGUUCUGCAUCGUCAUCAGUUUGACCUCAGGACUACAUCCACUCAGUACUUAAUACAUAAAAGCGGUAUAAUCCUUUUAGAAUAUUAAAUGAUUGUCCAUUUGAUAUGCUCAGAACAACUGGCUUUGUGUUAAAACAAUGGGGUUCAAAAAGGUAUUUAAUUAUCGCUCUUUCUCUGCCUCUCAAUCACAAACACGUCAAUAUGUACUAUAUAUUACCAUCUCUAACCUUCAUCCUCGCUGAGGGAUUUGAAACUGCUGAGUGUGGUCUAAUCCCCAGCACUCAUCUUAGAGAAGCAGGUACCGCAUAACCAACCUGGCAUUUACUGCCUUUGCACCACACAGCCCUGUGAGGACUGGCCUAACAAUAUCUACAGUAGAGAGGUAAAAGCAUGGUGUAAGUAGGAAGUGUCUAUCGUGACUUCAUCAUACAGAAACUGAAAUCUUCUCAAGCAGCAACAGAAUUUUGCAUGUCCAACCAACUAUAAGAUGGCUGACACUCAUAGAGAAGGAGAAGAACAAGGUGAAGAACAAGAUCUGGAGGCUCCAGAAGAAGAGAUGGAUGACGAACAUAAUACCUUGCUACACUUUAGCAAAUACCGUGAAGCUCAGUUUGCAAAACCGUGGGAGCAGUGGACCUUCAGAGAUAAAGCAAACUAUUACAUGGACCGCAUCUUCCUUGGGUUUUUGGUCACUUUUUUGGUCAUUUUUAUUGGAGAGUGUGGCUAUAAAAUCUGGUACGUGACAAACGUGAAUGCGAUUGUGGAGUUUGUUUCAGAUUCGGUGGUCUUUUUGUUCGAUUGGCUCUUCACGCAGGACAGACAGGAGCAGGUGGCUGAACUAUAGGCUGCAAUGAAAGGAUUACUUGAUUUUGUCUUUUUUUGUGUGUAUUUUCUGCAAUGUUUAAAACACAAAAGAUCACUAGAUAAUUUGUCUACAUCUUAGCAAAGAAUUUUUGUAAUAUUACCAGUACCUGAGCACUAUUUCUGAUCAUUUUUGAUGGAAGUAAACAUAUUGAAUGAGCUGUCUCACUGUCAUGCACUUCAAUGAUUUGUACCAUGUGUUUUUUCCCCCCCAAACUAACUAUGUAAUAAAAAAAAAAAAUUAACUUCAGCUAUGAUUUAUGAAUGACAGCUGUUAUAACUAUGUUAUUUUCUGUUAUGGGCUAAUUAAUAUGUUAAUAUGUUUUAAAGUAGGAACACUGAAACAUGCAGUGUAAAUGCUUCAAAGAGUGCUGUAAAGCUAAUUUAAAGGA
This is a messenger RNA of Oreochromis niloticus (Nile tilapia), 6858 nucleotides long. Its product is annotated as adenosine receptor A1. Gene Ontology annotation, cellular component: plasma membrane; synapse; dendrite. NCBI's taxonomy places the organism in Eukaryota, Metazoa, Chordata, Actinopteri, Cichliformes, Cichlidae. Gene Ontology annotation, molecular function: G protein-coupled adenosine receptor activity. The transcript is spliced from 3 exons. Bases 3622 to 4584 code for a protein of 320 amino acids. The record is from RefSeq and is a predicted model, not a curated record. Gene Ontology annotation, biological process: G protein-coupled adenosine receptor signaling pathway.